Mycotypha africana is the source of this 913-nucleotide messenger RNA. RefSeq lists its product as uncharacterized. Gene Ontology annotation, biological process: intra-Golgi vesicle-mediated transport. The transcript is spliced from 4 exons. Lineage: Eukaryota; Fungi; Mucoromycota; Mucoromycetes; Mucorales; Mycotyphaceae. The record is from RefSeq and is a predicted model, not a curated record. Bases 104 to 493 code for a protein of 129 amino acids.
AAAUCUAUUAUGCAUUUGGUUUUUGUCUGUGUGGCUCUUCUUUUUCGAUUGCUUAACUCUACUCACUGUGUAUUAAUUGUUCCUUAAUAAACGGUAGACUACUAUGAGUUCGUCUGCGUCUAAGGGUAGUGGCUAUGUGUUCGAACAACAAAACGAUGUGCGAUUAAACGAUCUCAGUUCCAAAAUUUCAGCCAUUAAGAAUAUUACAAUUGACAUUCAUCAGGAUGUUUCGGAUCAAGAUAGAUUACUAGACGAGUCACAUGAUUCAUUUAGUGGUUUGAAUCAUCGGCUUCGUAACUCCUUUGGCAGAAUGAAUAGAAUGAUAUCCAAGCGUCAUCAACGACAGCUUUGUUUUUAUGUCACAAUGGCGAUAUGUGUUUUUUUCAUCAUUUAUUUUGGAGCACCAAUUGCCAAAAGCUUUUUCGGACCCAGCAAUUCUGAUAACAAUAAUGCAGAAGCUCAUAAUGAUAUUACGACAAACCCAAAUGUUUGAAUGUCCAAAACUCUUGAACAAUAUAUCAUACUUUAUCAUAAGAGUAAAUUCAUAAAAACCAUGUAGAUAUAAAAGCUUGAAAGAAACAUACAAUUCCAACUUUCAAAUACUUGAAAAAAUAACACUUUAUAGUAAUUGAUUUGAAGUUUCUGAUUCACUAGAACCAAAGGUAUGAGUUUGUCAUCGGUCGGUUGUUCAAUAAUCGAUAGAUAGACCAAACGUAUUGAGCAUUAUUAUUGGAUGUAAUAACAUACUACACGCCUAGCAAUACACUAUUAUCUUAAGACGUUACUCCAUCUUGAAUGUAAAAUAGUACCUUCGUAUAUUUAUUCACUCGUAAGUGAGUUUUCGUGUGUUGAGAAAAGUUCGGUUUACUGAGAUGUAGAUGGAAAUCUUUCUCCAAAUUCUCAAAGUAUCGCC